CGCAUUAUAAAUGUAGCGCUACCCUCGAGUUUGUAAGUUUGGAUGCAAAUCUUGUUUUCAUCAUAUAAUUAUGUGAAAUGAGGUAGUGUCAACCUCAUAUGAAUAAUCGUUUUUGGUAAGAAUUCACCCCGGAGACUAUAAAUGUCUUUGAGGAACCUAAUUUCUCCAUAACAAACCUAAAAGUUUCUUCCAUAGAAUAUAAUUCCGCACUGUUUCCAAAUAAAUGCAAUCUGUUCAUUUUCCUCGUUAUAUCUUCGGUAUACCUUAUCUAAUAAUUUCAUACAGUGUGUUUUAACUCUGCAAAUGUCUUAAAUUUAAAUUUUUAUGUUUGCAGAGUUAAUUCAUCUGAGUUGUGAAAAAAAUAUGACACUCCCCAAUAAAGGCAGUUUUCUGUACAGACUAAAUCAUCUCCAGAGUCUAUAAAACCAUACUUAUACCGACUAAGAGCAUAUGGCAGUCUACUAUUGAGUAAUAAUAGGAUGACGAUUGGUACAAUAUUGUACGCAUUUUCUCAUUUUAGAGACUUCAUCUAAAUAAUAUUAUUUAGAUGAAGUCUCUAAAAUAAGAAAAUACGUAUCAGUCGAAGAAAGGGUUUGAAAUUCGAUAUAGCGAAGAAUGUUUUCCGAUGAGAAGUUAGUUAGUUGAUUUUCCACCAGAGAAAUAUGUAGAGAGUGACAAAAAAUAACUGCAUGUCGCAUGACGUUCAACCAGUAAAAUUCACAAGCAGACAUACCUUAGUUUGGAGUAUGUGUUUGUCAAUGCAAUCUCCGAUGUUGUGAAAAUUUUAUUCGGAUGCACCACCGAUGUCUUUUCCAAUUCGCAAUAUCUUGUUGCAAAUGAUAAAAAUCCUAAAUACAGCAACUAAAUAAUCUAACAUUAGAACUUAUUACAUGUGAUAACUUUUUAUGAGAAACAUCCCUUUGCAGCUAAUUAGUCUGGUAUUCCAUAAAAAUCUCGAUUCCGGAAUGAAUUUAAUCACACGUCAUUAAAACCAUAGGAUUGUGUAUCAGUUUACUUCAAACUUUGGGUAUUAAAUGUGUUAGUGCUGACACCAUAAGCGAUAAAAAAUUCCUCGCAGGUGCAAAUACUCUAAUACUCAGCCCUAGUGUAUGCAUAUGUAAGUGCUCAUUUUUGAAAGUCUUCCGUGUCGAAUUUAUUUGAACUUGGUCUGAAUGCUUAACUUUCAUCGCAUUGCUUAAUCGUCAUUUUUCAUUUGUUUAUUUCAUACAAUUUUUUGGGGUAUCUAACUCAUCAAGAUUCUUUAGAUAUGAGUUUGAUUAGAUAAUAAAUGCAAAAUUAUACCGGAGAAAGCCAUGUAUUGAGGACAGUGUAAAAGAUAAAUAACUUAUUGAUGAAUUCCAUAACUGCUUUUAUUAUUGUAUCAUAUUUUUCUCAUUAGUUUACUCUUGUUUUUGAAUAGAGGAAAUACACAUAAAUCCCCCAUUGAGGACGUUUGCCGAUGAGCUAAUUUUCAUUAACAUAUAUAAGUGAACUGUUGUGUUUUCUAGAGACACGAUGAUCGGGGAUUAUUAUUUGCAAAUAUAAACAUUUUGAAUUUGUUACGUUUUAAAUGGAGCUUCAAAACUGCUAAUAUAUUUCUAUGUAGAUUGCGAUUUUACUAUUACUACAAUUCAAUUACUUGUUAGAAUUAGCACAAAGUUACUUGCGAAUGUCACUUUUGGUUAUCUAUUGUUAAGUCAACGCCUUCAAUCUAAUCUUACUUAUAUGCGGGCUCUGCACAAUACCAGGGAUAAAUUAUCUCUAAAAUUCAUUCACUAUUUGAUUUUAAAUUAUGUGCAUUCCAUUGUUUAUCUUUAACCCAUAUUUCUAGUAUCUUCCCUUGCGCUGCUGACUCCAAUGUAGCAGCUUGUAAAUUCUACAUAAAUCGUCAAUGAAUAGUAGUUGUGUCAUUGGUAGUGACAGUUUCACCUCAAAGCUGCUGAAAUGUUGGACGGAGUUUCUGUCGGUGCGCAAAUCACUUUGCAGAGAACCUGAUGACCAAAAUUAUUCAGAAAUUUUAAAAGAAUUCACGGAAGCUGAAAUUACAAAUGUUAUUCGUGUGACGCUUAAUGACCUUAUUUCACCUUCCAACACCAAGUCCGUAGACUCCCAUGAAGUAAUAGCAUACUACUUUUUCAAAGCUCUGCUUAUUUCUGACAAAAACAUAGAAAAUGAAUCAGGAGAUUCAGUAACAGAUGAAGUUGAAGAAAACUCCCAGACAGUCAUCGUUUUCAGGGAGACAUUUUAUACGGAACUCUUUUCCAAAAUUGAUUGUAUCCUCGAGAUACUCUUGAAAGAAGUGUCGAGCAAUGCAAUGAAACAUCCAGUUAGCUGCAUGUGCGUUGCUAUUGGACUUAUUUCUGAUUUAAUAAAGGAUCCUUCUUUAACUUCUCUAUCACUUUUUCAUCUCGAAGAAAUGUGGCAUAAAUUUGGUGCAUUUAUCAAAAAACUUGUUGAACAUAUUAUGGUAAAUCAAAACGGUAUUGCGAAUAGUGAUCAGGAUGUUUUCCUAUUCGAUAUUUUUCGUCUCUGGAGGUCAUCUCUAAAGGCGUACGCUGAGAUUGACAAUCAAGGGAUGAAGGGUACAGAGACUUCUGCAUUUACUGUGUUAUUGGAUGUCAUACAUGUCUGCUUAGUUGAACAUUUUAGAGUAUAUUCUAAGUGUUCUAUUGAAGUGCCAUCAUCAUCAUCAUCAUUGUGGUCAAACUAUCUUGUACGUAGCCUACAUACUGUGUAUAAACUUGUAAAUAAUUCAGAUCAUUUAUGGAUUCAUAAUUUAUAUCCUACUGUGGACACAAUUAUAUAUGAAUUAUUAUCGUCAUACACUUCUUGUCCAAGCAAGUCCAACACUUCUAGUCCUUGUUCUUCAGUGUCUUACAACAGUCUAGUCAAUUAUUUAACUUCUAUAAUGAAAACUCGAAAAGCUCAAGGUUUCAAUGAGGUAGCUGUAUUUGAAAUAGACGCAGGAUUACCUUUGCGUAUUAUAAUUCUUUGUGGACUGGAAAGCAUUUCAAAAUUAGAUUCAAAUAACCCACGAUUUUGGUCUUCACUGAGCUUUCUUCAUAAGCUGAUAUUAGACAUGGAGUUGUACCAACCUAGUACUGAUCAUCACAUUUAUGAAGAUUCAAUCAUUGCUUUACUGUCCGAGGAUGAUUCACAACUUUUUCGUGCUUUGGAUUUAUGGAUACAAAUUGAAGAUCGUGCAGUGUCUGCUGACGAGUUAUCCAAUAGAACUACUGCCAAUUAUAUUCCCAAUGCUCACUGGUUAUUUGCAUCAUUAGCAAAAUCUAUUGAUUUUUCAUCCUAUCUGUUUGUUGAUUGGUUGAUUUCGCCUGAAACUACUUGCUUAUCUUAUUUAGUACAUUAUCUUAGGAGAAUUUGUGCUGAAAAUCAAAAUGUUCAUCAGCCUUUAGAAUAUUCUUUGAAAAAUGCAAUUCUAUUACAUUCAUGGCCAUUAGAACAAUUAACAAAUAUGUUAGGUCAAAUUGCCAAGUGUCUUAAAACAUUAAAUGAAAGUGAAGCGAUUGCAUUUUGUCCAAAACCGCUUAUUAAUCGUAUUAAUUAUUGUUUAUUGAUUUUGAAUAAUAUUUACAGCAUACAGCAUAGCACUGAUACAUUAAUUCCUUCCAGAUAAUAUUCUUGAUUUACU
Messenger RNA from Trichobilharzia szidati, 3649 nucleotides. Lineage: Eukaryota; Metazoa; Platyhelminthes; Trematoda; Strigeidida; Schistosomatidae. The record is from the annotation of a GenBank genome assembly.